Molecule: messenger RNA, 1647 nt
Organism: Ectocarpus siliculosus
Lineage: Eukaryota; Phaeophyceae; Ectocarpales; Ectocarpaceae
Source: the annotation of a GenBank genome assembly
AUGGCUUCUCCUGGAGCGAAGCUGGUGCUCGUGGCGUCCACGGAGGACUACAAUGUCCCUGAAAUCAUCCAGUUAUCUAGAGAGUCGACGGUACUCGGGCGAAGUUCAAAAACUUGUGAUGUCACUCUGGACGCGGCUCCCACCAAGACCAUUUCACGGAAACACGCCGAGAUUUUUUGCGGGAAAGGAAAGCGGGGGCCGAAGACCUACACCCUUCGAGACCUGGGGUCUACCAACGGGGUGUUCGUCAAUGAAUUUAAGGUUCAAGAGCAGCGUCUCAGGCACGGAGAUGUGGUGCAGUUCGGAGGCGCGGCCGACAUUCCGGUAGGAACCCGCUUUGGCGGCACCGGCAGCCGCAUCAGAUAUCGAUUUGAGCACAAACUUGCAGGCUCCCCCAACACGAAUUCCAAGAGACGGCGUGGGUCGAACCCCGACGCGCCUGCGACAAAUCGACCAAAGAUCGUCCGCGCAGAUACGCUAGAUGCGGCGGAUACUCUCCGUGCCAUUAGCAACGGCUCUUCGGUGACGAGAGGAAUCGGUCCCGAUAAGGCACGCGCCGGAGGCGGGGGCGACACUGCUGGGGGGGGUAGCGUGCGGGGGACUGGCGGUGCCGGUGGGGUGGUGGACGGUGGUGGGGGCGAAACGCCGAGCAUGGUGAUGGAGGUACUCCGCGACGCCAUGUGCGGGCUGUGCUCUGAGCUCCUGCUGGAUGCCGCCGUGUUGCCGUGCUCUCACAGCUUCUGCAGGCUGUGCUGGGCUGAACACGUUGAGGAGAAGGGCACAACUUGCCCUGUAUGCCUGAGGAAAAUGCAUUCCUCGGAGCGUACCCCCCGGCGCUGCUCUAACCUGGAUCUGCUCAUCACAUCCAUCAUCCAUAAGCUGGCAGGCCCAGAGGAGCGAGCGCGAUGGACGGCACGGCAAGAGGAGGCGCAAAAGCGGGCCGCGGUGGCGGCGAGAAAGGCACGCCAACAAGGGAGCAACAACGGACCAGCUGCUCCAGGAACGCGUAAAGCGGGGCAGGUUCCAAGCUCCGCUGCCGAGUCGAAGCCUAGCCCGGCGCGGGGCGUUCGCUCCACCGGAAGCAAAAGCAACAACAACGGCGUCUUCCCUCCGGAGAGAAGCUCCCGUGGCGAUGGUAACCAAGGAGGGGGAAGCACGAAGAGAUUGGCACCGUCGGGGAUAGCUGGUGGUGGUGCAAACAGCUCGGUUGCGGCGGCGGCAAGAUGUGAAGGGUGCGACGAGGAAGGGCACGAGUUUCGGGAGUGUCCUCACCGAUCGGAUAGCGCUUUGGAAGGGUCGGAAGAAGAGGAAGAAGAGGACGAGGAGGAGGAGGAGGAGGAGGACCAAGACGAAGAUGACGAAAAUUCGGACGACGGGUGAUCUCAUGUGACGGAUUUAGACGAUUUUGGCCCUGCGUGCUCGCUCUUGCAUGGCCUACGGGUAGCAUGGCAGCGUGUCGUUUACGGAGUAUUUGGCAUAGGAGGUAGAUAUAGUGUGCACCGGAAAGACGCCACGGGUUUUGGUCUUUUGUUUCAUGUGCCAAGGCCGGGUACGAGGUCGGUGUACUAUGCAUACGGCAGUGGGUUACUGUGGGCUUGUAAUAGGUUUGCCUGCGAUAGGAGCCGCCAUAAUAACUGUUCAUGCUGU